CGAGAGUCCCCGCACCUACGCCCCUUCGCGUCAGAUUCGGACCGUGUGGGUCUGACCUCCCGACACCGCCAGGCCGCCUGGGGUGGGCACCCAGCCCACCCUUCAGGGACACAACUGCGCCCGGGGCGCUUCCCCGCCGCCUCCUCUCCAAGACUCGGCCCAGACUCGGGACACCGUGCUGAUCUCCGCGGUCUGUUCCCACCUCCCGCCCCCGCAGGCAGGGGUCAUCCGGUGGGAGUUGGGCUGGUUUCGGGACUCGAGGCCACCGGCGCCCACCACCCUGGGGGCCAGCGCCGGGGGCGCGGUGUCGCCCUCCCUCCCUCGCGGAUACUGGGCGCGCCCUGCGCACGGGCGGGCCUUCCCCUCGGCCCCUCUUCUCCUCCCCCAUCGCCGGGGAGGGGCUGCCAAGGGGCGUCCGGUUACAUCUCCGCCUUCCAGCCUCCCGCGCCGAGCCGCUCGGGUUAGCGGGACCGCAGUCGGGGACCAUGUGGGCCGCGGUCUGCCGGGGUCGGGCUUCGUGGAUGUGGGCGCUGCUCCUGCAGCUGCUGCUGGCGGGGCCUGGGGGCUGCCUGCGCCGCCAGGACCUCUUUCCCUAUGGGCCGGUGCACGGGGACCUGGAGCUGGAACCCGGAGACGACCGCGUCUCCCCCGCCCUGAAACUGAGCACGGCGCUGCGGCUCUUCGACAAAUCCGACAUCCAUUCGGUCUAUGUCACCACGAACGGCCUCAUUGCCACGAGUGAGCCCCCGGCCGAGGAAGCGCACCCUGGGCUCUUCCCUCCCAACUUCGGGGCCGUGGCGCCUUUCCUGGCGGACCUGGACACGAGCGGCGGCCGCGGGAAGGUGUACUAUCGGGAGGACGCCUCGCCCUCCGUCACUCAGCUGGCAGCGGAGCAUGUGCAGAGGGGGUUCCCAGAAGUCUCCUUCCAACCCACCAGCGUGGUGGUUGUCACAUGGGAGUCCGUGGCCCCCUACCAAGGGCCCAGCGAGGACCCCGCCCCGGAAGGCAAGAGAAACACGUUCCAGGCUGUGCUGGCCUCCUCUGACUCCAGCUCCUAUGCCAUCUUCCUCUACCCCGAAGACGGCCUGCAGUUCACAACGACCUUCUCAAAGAAGAAAAACAGCCAGGUCCCCGCCAUGGUGGCCUUCAGCCAGGAGCUACUGGGAUCCCUGUGGAGCAGCAACAGAGUUUACAAUAUAUUCGCUAAUGACAGGGAGUCGAUUGGAAAUUUGGCCAGGAGCAGCAACUCUGGGCAGCAGGGCGUCUGGAUGUUUGAGAUUGGGAGUCCGGACACAGCCAAUGGGGGGCUGUCCUCGGACGUGAACCUCAGAUUGGACGAUGGAGGAGAAGAGUAUGAUGAUGAGGAUUAUGACCCGGUGACAAGCCUAGGCCCGGAGGACGUGGCCACCACACCCUUCCCCUACGAGACCCCCGAACGGGGAGACACUGACACACACAAUUUGCGCAGAGUCCUGUCCCCCCGCCGCCUGGCCACCGACAGACCCGCUGGGCCUGCCACCGAGAGGACCAGGUCUUUCCAGCUGCUUGCGGAGCGCUUCCGCCAGCAGCACCCGCAGGUCAUCGAUGUGGAUGAAGUCGAGGAAACAGAAGUAGUUUUCAGCUACAAUACGGAUUCCCGCCCAACCUGCGCCAACAGCAGACACCAGUGCUCCGUGCACGCGGAGUGCAGGGACUUCGCCACCGGCUUCUGCUGCGCCUGUGUCACCGGCUACAUGGGGAACGGCCGGCAAUGUGUUGCUAAAGGCUCCCCGCAGCGGGUUAACGGCAAGGUGAAAGGAAGGAUCUUCGUGGGGAGCAGCCCAGCCCCCGUCGUGUUCGAGAACACGGACCUGCACUCCUACGUGGUGACCAACGACGGGCGCUCCUACACGGCCAUCAGCACCAUCCCCGAGGCCGUCGGCUACUCCCUGCUUCCCCUGGCCCCCAUCGGCGGCAUCAUCGGAUGGAUGUUCGCAGUGGAGCAAGACGGAUUCAGGAAUGGGUUCAGCAUCACGGGGGGCGAGUUCACCCGCCAGGCUGAGGUGACCUUCGUGGGGCACCCGGGCAAGCUGGUCAUCAAGCAGCGGUUCAGCGGUAUCGACGAGCAUGGACACCUGACCAUCGACACGGAGCUGGAGGGCCGUGUGCCGGAGAUCGCAGUCGGCUCCUCGGUGCACAUCGAGCCCUACACGGAGCUCUACCACUACUCCCACAAUGUGAUCACGUCCUCCUCCGCCCGCGAGUACACCGUGACGGAGCCCGCACAGGAUGGGGCUGCCCCUGCCAACGUCUACACUUACCAGUGGCGCCAGACCAUCACCUUCCAGGAGUGCAGCCAUGACAGCGCCAGGCCGGCCCCACCCAGCACCCAGCAGCUCUCGGUGGACAGCGUGUUCGUCCUGUACAACCAGGAGGAGAGGAUCCUGCGCUACGCCCUGAGCAACUCCAUCGGGCCUGUGCGGGAAGGCUCCCCCGACGCCCUGCAGAACCCUUGCUACAUCGGCACCCACGGGUGUGACACCAAUGCCGCCUGUCGACCCGGCCCCGGGAACCAGUUCACCUGCGAGUGCUCCAUCGGCUUCCGAGGAGACGGGCGCACCUGCUACGACAUCGAUGAGUGCUCAGAACAGCCCUCGGCAUGCGGGAGCCACGCCGUCUGCAAUAACCACCCGGGGACCUUCCGCUGCGAGUGCGUGCAGGGCUACCGGUUCUCGGAAGAGGGGACCUGUGUGGCUAUCGUGGACCAGCGCCCCAUCAACCACUGCACCACGGGCCUGCACGACUGUGACAUACCCCAGCGGGCCCAGUGCAUUUACACCGGAGGCUCCUCCUACACCUGCUCCUGUCUGCCAGGCUUCUCUGGGGAUGGCCGGGCCUGCCAAGACGUGGAUGAGUGCCAGCCUAGCCGAUGCCACCCCGAUGCCUUCUGCUACAAUACUCCAGGCUCCUUCUCGUGCCAGUGCAAACCUGGUUACCAGGGAGACGGCUUCCGCUGCGUGCCUGGAGAAGUGGAGAAAACCCGCUGCCAGCUGGAGCGUGAGCACAUCCUGGAGACAGCUGGUGUGACGGGCCCACAGCACCCCCUGCCCUUGGGGCUGUUUGUGCCCGAGUGUGACGAGUACGGGAACUACGUGCCCACCCAGUGCCACGGCAGCACCGGCUACUGCUGGUGUGUGGACCGCGACGGCCGAGAACUGGAGGGCACCAGGACCAGGAUGAGGCCCCCCUGUCUGAGUACAGUAGCUCCUCCGAUUCACCAGCGACCUUUGGUUCCUCCCACUGUGAUCCCCCUGCCCCCUGGGACCCACUUACUCUUUGCCCAGACUGGGAAGAUAGAGCGCCUCCCACUGGAGGGAAGCACCAUGCGGAAGACAGACGCCAAGACUUUGCUGCAUGCCCCGGACAAAGUCAUCAUCGGACUGGCCUUCGACUGCGUGGACAAGAUGGUUUACUGGACCGACAUCAGCGAGCCUUCCAUUGGGAGAGCCAGCCUGCUUGGCGGGGAGCCAACCACCAUCAUCCGGCAAGAUCUUGGAAGCCCGGAAGGCAUUGCCCUUGACCAUCUUGGCCGCAACCUCUUCUGGACGGAUUCCCGCCUGGAUCGGAUCGAAGUUGCGAAGCUGGACGGCACCCAGCGCCGGGUGCUGUUUGAGACCGACCUGGUGAACCCCAGGGGCAUCGUGACGGACUCCGUGAGAGGGAACCUUUACUGGACAGACUGGAACAGAGACAACCCCAAAAUUGAAACUUCCUACAUGGAUGGCACCAACCGGAGGGUCCUUGUGCACGAGGACCUGGGCCUGCCCAACGGGCUGACCUUUGAUGCCUACUCAUCCCAGCUCUGCUGGGUGGAUGCAGGCACCAGCAGGGCCGAGUGCCUGCAGCCAGGGCAGUCCAGCCGACGCAGGGUCCUUGAAGGGCUCCAGUAUCCUUUCUCGGUCACGAGCUUCGGGAAGAAUCUGUACUACACGGACUGGAAGACGAAUUCCGUGAUCGCCGUUGACCUCGCUGUUUCCAAAGAGACGGAUGCCUUCCACCCCCACAAGCAGGCCCGGCUGUACGGCAUCACCACCGCCCUGCCUCAGUGUCCCCAAGGUCACAACUACUGCGCAGUGAACAAUGGUGGCUGCACGCACCUCUGCUUGGCCACCCCGGGAGGCAGGACCUGCCGUUGCCCGGACAACACCCUGGGAGUGGACUGCAUCGAGCACAAGUGAAGAUGAGAGUGCCUUGUUCCCUCACUGCGCAUUCCGCAGCAGCACCCUAGUCGAAGGGCCCGGACGAAAAACUGUCUGACCUGGUGGCUGGGUGACCACCAGCCUGAGCCUCAACAACGUGCCCCUCACUGUUCCCCAAAACAUCAGCCCUGAGCUUCCGGAACGGGAAAGUCUCUGUACCUACCCAAAGGCAGAACCCCCCCCCCCCCCCCAAACCCUCAGACAAGUGUACGCAGCCCAAAUGAGGGUUAUAUGCCCCGCCCCAGAGCCCCGGAACCGUUCCCCAACAGAGUGCCCCAAGGGUGCCCAGAACCUCCCAGGCCUGAGCCCCGCCCUGUGGCCUUACAAGUUCAGCGUCACUGACAUGCUCGCCGUUUUGCUCCUUGACACACCAGCCAGGGCCACAGCCCAUGGGCCCCGGAAUCGGGAGGGAGCCUUCCGGGAAUAAUUGGAGUGUGUCUUCUCAGAGGCAGAUGUAUCCCCAAGAAUCACAAGGUUUGGGGAACCCAUGGGUGGUUUAUAUAGCCCAACCCAUAUGUUAGUUUCACUUUCUUUUUGUAUUUAUCGUUCAUUCCAUAUCGAGCCCUCCAUAUCAAAUGUGUGUCAUGAUUUUGUAUAAUUUUUAUAACUAUUUUUUAAUGGUGAAUUCUUAAACUGUGGAAACCAUUGAAGGUGCUUACUAACUGUCCCCCCAGGUUAUACCAGUGUGGAUAAUUCCCUGAGUUUACAGCUGUAUAAAUAUUAGUGCUGAAAAUAAAAAAAAAUUGUUAAUAA
Phyllostomus discolor (pale spear-nosed bat) is the source of this 4991-nucleotide messenger RNA. It is a transcript of the gene NID1, whose product is annotated as nidogen 1. Gene Ontology annotation, molecular function: calcium ion binding. Lineage: Eukaryota; Metazoa; Chordata; Mammalia; Chiroptera; Phyllostomidae. Gene Ontology annotation, biological process: cell-matrix adhesion. The transcript is spliced from 20 exons. The record is from RefSeq and is a predicted model, not a curated record. Bases 486 to 4217 code for a protein of 1243 amino acids.